UCAGCGGCUUCCGGAUUAGCGUUUCUGCGCAGGCGCAAAAAGCUUCGGCGGAAGCGGCGGCGUGGGGCUCAGUUCGCGCGCGCCGGUCUUGGCCUCAGCGUGGGCAUGCGCAGGGCCCCGCCCUCGCUGAGUCUGCGCUUGAGCGCCGACAAUUUGGUGGCGGCGUCCGGAGGGUGCUUCUCUGCGCGCGGGGUCUGUCCUGAGUGCGGGCGACAGGACCUUCGCCAUGCCGGGGAUGGUACUCUUCGGCCGGCGCUGGGCCAUCGCCAGCGACGACUUGGUCUUCCCAGGUUUCUUCGAGCUGGUCGUGCGAGUGCUGUGGUGGAUUGGCAUUCUGACGUUGUAUCUCAUGCACAGAGGGAAGCUGGACUGUGCUGGCGGAGCCCUGCUCAGCAGUUACUUGAUCGUUCUCAUGAUUCUCCUGGCAGUUGUCAUAUGUACUGUGUCAGCCAUCAUGUGUGUCAGCAUGAGAGGAACGAUUUGUAACCCCGGACCGCGGAAGUCUAUGUCUAAGCUGCUUUACAUCCGCCUGGCGCUCUUUUUUCCAGAGAUGGUCUGGGCCUCUCUGGGGGCCGCCUGGGUGGCCGACGGUGUUCAGUGCGACAGGACAGUUGUGAACGGCAUCAUCGCAACCGUCGUGGUCAGUUGGAUCAUCAUCGCUGCCACGGUGGUUUCCAUUAUCAUUGUCUUUGACCCUCUGGGGGGGAAAAUGGCUCCAUAUUCCUCUGCCGGCCCCAGCCACCUGGAUAGUCAUGAUUCAAGCCAGUUACUUAAUGGCCUCAAGACAGCAGCUACAAGCGUGUGGGAAACCAGAAUCAAGCUCUUGUGCUGUUGCAUUGGGAAAGACGACCAUACUCGGGUUGCUUUUUCGAGUACGGCAGAGCUUUUCUCAACCUACUUUUCAGACACAGAUCUGGUGCCCAGUGACAUUGCGGCGGGCCUCGCCCUGCUUCAUCAGCAGCAGGACAAUAUCAGGAACAACCAGGAGCCUGCCCAGGUGGUCAGCCACGCCCCAGGGAGCUCCCAGGAAGCUGAUCUGGAUGCAGAAUUAGAAAACUGCCAUCAUUACAUGCAGUUUGCAGCAGCGGCCUACGGGUGGCCUCUCUACAUCUACAGAAACCCCCUCACAGGGCUGUGCAGGAUUGGUGGUGACUGUUGCAGAAGCAGAACCACAGACUAUGACUUGGUCGGAGGCGAUCAGCUCAACUGUCACUUCGGCUCCAUCCUGCACACGACAGGGCUGCAGUACAGGGACUUCAUCCACGUCAGCUUCCACGACAAGACACGCAAACACACUCCUAAGUCCUGUGUACCAUUUCAGAGGGGCCAGCCACAGACCCUGGGGAAGCCACACAGAUGCCCUGGUGCAGGUUCAGAACCCAGGUUUCACCCUGGGCGACAGAGCAAGACUGUGUCUCAAGAGAAAAAGCCAGCUGUGUGUGGCUGCAGUGCUGUGUGCCCAGUGUGCCUCGGGGUCUCUCCAGGUGGUUCUCACCUGCACAGCCGUGGGGGCCUGCUGGUGCCGACGGACGGCUCUCACACUUCGCUGCCCAAGAGAACCUCUGGAGGAGCUUUUAAUACUGCUGAAGUCCAGGCUGCACCCUGGGUUUACGAGCUGCCGUUUAUAGUGGCUCUGGAUCACAGGAAAGAGUCUGUUGUCGUCGCUGUGAGGGGGACCAUGUCUCUGCAGGACGUCCUUACGGACCUGUCAGCGGAGAGCGAGGUGCUGGACGUGGAGUGUGAGGUGCAGGACCGCCUGGCACACAAGGGUAUUUCUCAAGCUGCCAGAUACGUUUACCGACGACUCAUCAACGACGGGAUUUUGAGCCAAGCCUUCAGCAUUGCCCCCGAGUACCGGCUGGUCAUCGUGGGCCACAGCCUCGGGGGUGGGGCGGCCGCCCUGCUGGCCACCAUGCUCAGAGCCGCCUACCCGCAGGUCAGGUGCUACGCCUUCUCCCCGCCUCGGGGGCUGUGGAGCAAAGCUCUGCAUGAAUAUUCUCAGAGCUUCAUCGUGUCGCUCGUCCUGGGGAAGGAUGUGAUUCCCAGGCUCAGUGUGACCAACUUGGAAGAUCUGAAGAGAAGAAUCUUACGAGUGGUUGCACACUGCAAUAAACCCAAGUACAAGAUCUUGCUGCACGGUUUGUGGUAUGAACUGUUCGGAGGGAAUCCCAACUUUCCCACGGAGCUGGACGGGGGCGACCAGGAAGUCCUGACACAGCCUCUUCUGGGGGAGCAGAGCCUACUGACGCGCUGGUCCCCGGCCUACAGCUUCUCCAGCGACUCCCCACUGGACUCGUCUCCCAAGUACCCGCCGCUCUACCCUCCCGGCAGGAUCAUCCACCUGCAGGAGGAGGGCGCCUCGGGGCGGUUUGGCUGCUGCUCUGCUGCUCAGUAUAGCGCCAAGUGGUCACACGAAGCGGAAUUCAGCAAAAUACUCAUAGGUCCGAAGAUGCUGACAGACCACAUGCCAGACAUCGUGAUGCGGGCCUUGGACAGCCUGGUUUCCGACAGGGCGGCCUGCGUCUCCUGUCCGGCGCAGGGGGUCUCCGGCGUGGACGUGGCCUGACCGGGGCUCCGGGAAUCUGUCCCAGGAAUGAUGGACUCGCGCUUUUGUCCUUAAACUGAUCUACCAUCCGAGGAAUUCCCAUGACGCCAAAACAGCGGACGUCCGUCAGCGGAAAUCGGAUGGGAACAGCGUUCUAUGGUCUCAAUGACUGAACAGUUUAUGGAAAGUCAUUGUGGCCAUUGUAGCAGAAGCAGCGAGCACGCUCAGGUGAUGGGACUCCUGAGACCCAGCCACCGUGGAGACAGCCUCGGGAAGCCCCGGCCCGCGGAUGGAUCCCUUGGCUGCUCCAGAAGUGUUGGAAUCCAGGGCCCACCCGGAAGACCAUGAACAGAUCCGUAGCCUCCCACCCCCAAGCCAGCCCUUUUCAUCCAACUCGGUUUACAGGCGUGGUUGGUUUUUCAAACUGGGCUUCCUGGCUGUGCAAAUGAAACUGUUGUGAGGGUGCGGGCUGGGGUUUUCUCCUGGGCGUCACCAAGGGCAGCCCUGAGCUCUGGCUGGGGAUGAAAAUGAAGCCCAGUCGGGGAAGUGAGUGGAGCCCCCGGCCCCGCCCCUCCGAGCCACAGCUCCCCGGCGCCUGUUCCCACCACCCCGUUCUUUCAUUGUGUCCGCAUCCAGAGUUGCUGAUAGAAUUCUUGCUACUCUUCUGGCUCUGGGGUCGGCCAGUGGAUUCAGGAGUUAAAACAAUAAAGCACGUGUCAUGAUAGUG
Piliocolobus tephrosceles (Ugandan red Colobus) is the source of this 3272-nucleotide messenger RNA. RefSeq names its product diacylglycerol lipase beta (gene DAGLB). The record is from RefSeq and is a predicted model, not a curated record. NCBI's taxonomy places the organism in Eukaryota, Metazoa, Chordata, Mammalia, Primates, Cercopithecidae. Gene Ontology annotation, molecular function: triacylglycerol lipase activity. Bases 227 to 2566 code for a protein of 779 amino acids. Gene Ontology annotation, cellular component: plasma membrane; cytoplasm. Gene Ontology annotation, biological process: neurogenesis; diacylglycerol catabolic process; arachidonate metabolic process. The transcript has 17 exons.